AUGUCUGUAGCUGAAUCUCUCCGAGAGUUUGUGACCGAGCGGCUCGCUGCUGCUACUGAAGACAUUUUGGGAGUUUUGAACAGAACUGUGGUCCAGUACGAGGAAGAGCUGGACCGUCAACGCAGACUGCUGGAUUUGGUUUGGAAACCUCACAUUCUCUUACACAGAAUCGGUAAGAAGAGCCAAGUUUAGACUGAAUAAUGAAGCAGAAGCUCGGUUUAGAUCAGGGCUGCCUCUCCUCUCGGUUUCCAUGUAUAAAUACUGUGAAUAAAGGCGGAGGAACAACCCUGUAUGAGUUCAACAAUAACUGUGCUGUGUUAAUGUGGUGCUAUUGUGUCAGUGGUUCUUAAUCUGCCGUUAACGAUCAGAGGAAGAUCAAGGAGUCCGGGGGACGCUCUCGGACGUUGACCCCGUCCUCUUUUGUUCCCUCGAGCUGUUAUAAUGACCCGGUACCAAAACUCAUCAUGUGGACAGAAAACAGGGGAAAGAAGGGGAAACCUAAGAAUGACAGACAUGUGUGUUGUUGGAAAAAGGUGGUUUACUGUCACCUUACGGGUUAGUUUUACGUCCAACUUAUUUGACUCCUACAGGAAGGCCUUAACACUAGAAGGACCGCAGAGCAGCCAUUUGGCUUUACCCCCCUCAAGGUCCACGGGGCAGCCGAUCGGCUGGAAGGAUUUUAGUUAACAUCCUAAAUCACCCGCGAACACUCAUUUUGUUAUGCAAACGAGGCGAUCGUUGGCGCACCACAGGAGGGGACUGGACUAAGUGGUGUAUGCAGUGGGAAGGGACAACAGAAAGGAAGGGAUCAACACACAUGGGUUGUUUACUUUGUUGCUGAAAUGUAUGGAUUUAAAAUAAACGAAAUUUAAAAAACUGUAUAGAAUAAGAACAAGAAUCACAAUCACAAGGGGUUUUAUUGCUAUUGUCAAUGAACAGGUUUCACAGACUAGGAAUUUUUUUAAAGGGUUGGUGCAUUAUUAAACGGAGAAUAAUAUGUAAAAUACAAGAAUAAAAAAUAAUAAGAGCAUGCAGGACAUAUAUAAAGUAUAAAAGUAUGAAAGGCUAUGUACAAUGCUAGGAUUUUUUACGGCGUGAAGGUGCACCAUUAAACAGAGAAUAAUAUGUAAAAUACAAGAAUAUAAAAUAACAAGAGCAUGCAGGACAUAUAUAAAGUAUAAAAAGGUUGGUGAUGGACUUCAGGUGGAUAUGCAUCAUCAGGAUACAAUGUUAGAGUGUCACUCACAAUCCUGGCACUGCCAUGGUAUCUCCCUUCUGCAUUUCCCACAUGUGUAUCUGUAGCAGUCAACACAUCGCACAGUGGCAUGAUUGUUCUUACAGUGAUUUUUAACCUGGCACAUGGCUCUUUUUCCAGGGCUAGGUGUGGAAGGUUGUUGCCGAAACAAUUCUUCCUUUCGGGCCUUCCUCGCAGUUACAUGAGAGUUAGCCAACUCUCUUGCAAGCUCCACCAGGAAGUCCACCCGUCUCUCCUUCCUCCCGGUGCAUGCUUGAUACAGCACAUGUGCAUUCAAUGCUGCCAUAUCAAUCAUGUUAUAGAACACAGCGACUGGCCAGCGCCGUGUUCCUGUGCGGACAGUGUACUCCCGCACCAUCUGGUCCAUCACAUCCACGCCGCACUUUGUUGCAUUGUAAAGGGUGAUGGUGUUUGGCUUCCUUUUGGUGGUACUCUCAGUCUGAACCACGCUGUGCAUGCUGCUGAGAACGUACACUGUCUUCUUCCGUUUGGGCGCAUACACUGUCAGCGUGGCUCCAGUGGUUGAAAACACCUGAGUGGUGAAUUCAUUGCGGUCCAUCUGUCUGGAUGACUGUGGAAUUUCCUGGCGAAUCUUGUUGACUGUGCCUAGGAUGGUGGUUUUCCGCCUAAGCAGUCGUUGCGCAAGUGACAGUGAUGUAAAGAAAUUGUCCGUGGUAACAUUUCUGCCCUUGUCCAGGAAUGGUUCCAUCAGCCUCAUGAUUACAUUCUCAGACAGUCUCUCCCCACUGGGACGACUGGGGUCCUUGCCAAGAUAUGGGAGGACAUUGCAGAUGUACUUGGAUUUCAAGUCACAAGCCACCCAAAACUUGAUCCCAAACUUGUCAGGUUUCGUUGCAAUGUACUGCAGGAAACAGCAGCGAGUCUUUGAGGGGAAAAGCUGUUCGUCAAUGGUGAUGUGUCGACCAGGGUUGUAGCAUGUGAUGCAGUUGGUGACAAAUGACGACAUGGUCAUUCUCACAUUCACACUCUCAACAACCAGGUUUUACAUCAUUUAUCUGGCUGAAGGUUUAUGUCUUCUCCAUCCGAGUCACAAAGGUUUACUCCAUCCAGGACCAUUUCCAGUGUUGAGUCUCCUCUGAAUCUUCGUUCCUCGAAGAGGAGGUUUGUACAUCACGGAAUUCUUGAGGGUGCCGAAGUAGUAGGCUGUGUGCAGUGAGAUAUUUAUCCACCACAGCAAAGAAGGAAUUACCUCUCCUGUGAGUGCAAUAGGCUACAGGAAAAUGUGAUAAAUUGUCAAUCAAACAGUGAUUCUGUGAAUGGGAGUGGUUGCGGUCACCUGAUUGUUAUGGUCAUUCUCUCAUUCACACUCUCAACAGCUUCACCAGAGUAUAAAAAAUGUAGUGUCAUAUGCAAACAGUAUGCAAUUUAACAAUUUAGAUACAUUUACAAUGUCCUUUUUAUAAAGUACAAACAGUUUUUGUCCGUGGACCGACCUCUGGGGCACACAACAGGUUAUAUUUAGUAACCCAGAUUUUACAUCAUUUAUUUGUACUAACUGUCUGUGCAGUGGCUAUGGCUGAAGCAGUUUCUGUCUACAGUUGUUUCCAGGUUGGAAACUCCCCUCCCCCUCCCCACUCACUCUCCCCACAACACAAGUUUCCUUGAAAUAACUUAGCAUAUCCCCUCCUGUGGUGCACCAGCGAUAGCCUCGUUUGCAUAACAAACUGUGGUGAUUUAGUACUAGCUAAAAGCCCUCCAGCCAUUUGGCUGCCCUCUGGCCUUUAUAGGUAGAACAGCAAAAAGCUGGUCCUUCUAGUGUUAAGUGACUCCUGUACACAAAGCUGAGCCCUUUGAGUUCAUCACAUACCCCCUUGGGUGUCUUCUGUUUGUAUAGAUGUAAACCAGUUUGGCCUCUGUGAGCUCUAUUAAUGGAUACUAUGUUAACUAAUAGCCAUUGUGAUUCUCCUGCAGUACAAAAUGUUUAAAAGUGCCUGAUGGGUGUGCUUCCAACAUGACGACAAAGUACCUUUUGAUUGAUUCUGACUUUAGUUUUGUGAUCUCAGACAAAAGUAGUUGCCCAGUGCACAGCACCAUCAGUCCUUUUCACUUAGUGCAGAGGAAGACAGGAUAAAAUGAGUCCUCACAAAUGAGGACUGAACAGUUCUUUCUCUCACGUUGACUUGGUCUCAUAUUUUGUGACUUCAUUUGUGUAAUAUAACUGCUAUAUUCUCAUAAAGUAAUAUUAGUCUUUAAUGCAUUUUAUAAUCUUGAUUUUACUCGUUCUCUUUAAGUUACAGAUUAUUUUCCUACUCUUUUCUUCAUAGUAUUAAAACUUAUUUUACACUGUGUUGCUAAUUUUAUGUCGUUUAUCAUGCUAGAGUCUGUCAGUAUUGCACCUCAAUUCUUCAACAUUUUAACUGAAUUGUGUUUAAUAUUACAACUCUAUCCUUAAAAUAUUACAUCCUUCUCGUGAUUCCAAUUCUCUGUUUUCUGUUCCAUCUCAUUGACGUAUUUAUGCUUCUGUGUUCCUGCAGAUCUUCCGCAACAUCAUGACUGUGAGGAGGACGAGGUUGUCUCAGACCUGCAGCCCUGGAACCAGGAGAGGAACUCCAGUCCAGAACAAGAGGACCCAGAGCCUCUACAGAUCAAAGAGGAAGAGGAGGAAUUCUGCACCGGUCAGGACAGAGAGCAGCUGGAACCAAAGCAGGAGACUGAACACUUGAUGUUAACUCUAACCUGUCAUGAACCAGAAGUAAAGAGGGAAGACCAGUUCCUGUCUCACAACUCUCAUGAGGCUGCAAACCAAGAUCCACAGGAAGACAAGCUCACAGAGUCAGAAUCAACUUCAAAAUCAGAACAACAUCCCCCCAAAAAAGUUCACAAAAGAAGAAGUAAGAAGACAAAACAGCCUAAGGUUCACUCUGAUCCUCAACAAGGUGAAAAGACCUUUAAAUGUGACACAAAUAGGGAAACGUUUACCAGCAAUUCAAAUUCACAGACACAUGUAAGUGUUUUCACUGGUAAGAAGAAGCAUACUUGUGAGAGGUGUGGGGAGAUAUUCAGAUACAAGUAUUUGCUAAAAAAACAUGCAAGAUCGCACACAGGUGAGAAACCGUACUUCUGUUGCACUUGUGGGAAAAGCUUCAGAGCAAAUUCCUAUUUUAAAAAGCACAUGCUAAUUCACUCUGGAAAAAAGCUGAACACCUGCAAAACAUGCAGCAAAUCUUUUGUCACUACAGGUAACCUGAGAACGCACAUGAGAACACACACAGGUGAGAGACCAUACUCCUGCAGCACUUGUGGAAAAAGCUUCAGUGUGAAUUCAAGUUUAAAAGAGCACAUGCGAAUUCACUCAGAAGAAAAGCUGUUCACCUGUGAAACAUGUGGCAAAUCUUUUGUCCAUACAGGUAGCCUGAAAAUGCACAUGAGAAUACACACAGGUGAGAAACCAUACUCCUGCAGCACUUGUGGGAAAAGCUUCAGAACAAAUUACUAUUUAAAAAAGCACAUGCCAAUUCACUCUGGAGAAAAGCUGAACACCUGUGAAACAUGUGGCAAAUCUUUUGUCCUUACAGGUAACCUGAAAAUGCACAUGAGAACACACACAGGUGAGAGACCAUACUCCUGCAGCACUUGUGGAAAAAGCUUCAGUGUGAAUUCAAGUUUAAAAGGGCACAUGCUUAUUCACUCAGGAGAAAAGCUGAACACCUGUGAAACAUGCAGCAAAUCUUUUGUCAGUGCAGGUAAACUGAGAAGGCACAUGAGAACACACACAGGUGAGAGACCGUACUCCUGCAGCACUUGUGGAAAAAGCUUCAGUCAGAAUUCAGGUUUAAAAGAGCACAUGCUUAUUCACUCAGAAGAAAAGCUGUUCACCUGUGAAACAUGCAGCAAAUCUUUUGUCAGUACAGCUAGACUGAAAAUACACAUGAGAAUACACACAGGUCAGAGACCAUACUCCUGUGGCACCUGUGGGAAAAGCUUCAUUGUGAGUUCACAUUUAAGAACGCACAUGCUUGUUCACUUAAGAGAAAAGCUGCUCACCUGCAAAACAUGCAGCAAAUCUUUUAACAGGAAGGAUCGACUAAAACUGCACAUGAGAACACACAGGCGAGAGACUGUACUCCUGCCGCACUUGUAG
This is a messenger RNA of Xyrichtys novacula (pearly razorfish), 5357 nucleotides long. Lineage: Eukaryota; Metazoa; Chordata; Actinopteri; Labriformes; Labridae. The record is from the annotation of a GenBank genome assembly.